CGAUGAUAAUAAAAUAAUGCAUUGACGGAAAGUGCUUUUUCACUCUUUCUCUUUUCGUUUGCUGUCUGAGUUUUUUUUUUUGAGUAGUGCAAUUGAGUGAACAAUGGCAUCGACGUCUGCUGCAACCAGCAGUGCAAGUGACGCUACUGCACCAUCGCAUAGCAGCAGCAACAGCAGCAGCAGCAGCAACAGCAGCAGCAACGCAGCAGGAGGCCGUCGUCUGCGCCUUGGAGUGCUCGGCGCGUCGUGGAUUGCGCCAAUGGCCGUCAUCAACCCUGCCAAGACCGAGGUACCGACGGUCGAGGUGACGGCGAUUGCUGCGCGCGAUGUCGCUCGUGCACGCUCGUUCGCAAAGAAGCACGGCAUUCCGCGCGUGUUUGACACAUACGACCAGCUCAUUCAUGAUGCGGACAUUGAUGCAAUCUACAUUGGCUUGCCAAAUAGCCACCACUGCGAAUGGACGAUCAAGGCGCUUCAGGCUGGAAAGCACGUCCUGUGCGAAAAGCCAAUCUCCAACAAUGCCCAGGAAGCAGAAACCAUGGCCGUCGCUGCAGAGAAAUCCGGCAAGGUCCUGAUGGAGGCGUUCCACUACCGCUACCACCCGCUCAUUCAACGCGUGCGCGAGCUCAUCCUGACAAACGCGAUGGAGUCUCCGCUGCGUCACGUGCACGUCAAGUUUGCCUUUGCUGUCUUUUCCUCCAACGACAUUCGCUGGCAGUACGACCUCGGCGGAGGCUCAAUGAUGGACACGGGCUGCUACACGGCCAACUGCGUCCGCUACCUCAUCGGAGAAGAGCUCGAUAUUGUGUCCGCCACGGCCACCCCUUUGCGCAAAGACGGGCGUGUCGACCAGUCCAUGCGCGCCGAGCUGCAAACAACCAGCGGAAGCUCCGUCACGGCCUUGAUCGAGACAUCGAUGUGGUCGCUCAUCCCUCGCAUCUCGAUUGACAUUCGUGGCGCGAACGGGCAAGCGCAAAUCACGGCGACCAACUGGCUCGCCCCGCACGUGGUGUACAACAAUGUCACCCUCAAGACGGCCAGCGGCAAGAAGACCAGCGAGAGCUUUACCAAGGCACGAUCGACCUACGGUCUGAUGCUCGAGGCGUUUGCGGACGCCACCCUGAACAACAACCGCGCGGCCAUCCUCACCGAUGCACACGAUGCGGUGCUGAAUAUGCGGUUGAUUGACAGCAUCUACACUUCUGCAGGCAUGUCCAUCCGCGAGUCUCGUGCCGAAAAGUAGUUUGUGUGUGAACUUUGUGUCUCAUUUUGUUGUACUGAGCCAAGGGAUUGUCAAUACAAAUAUGUUCAAUAGACAGUACUAUCGAUGGC
Messenger RNA from Capsaspora owczarzaki ATCC 30864, 1332 nucleotides. Its product is annotated as oxidoreductase domain-containing protein. The transcript is spliced from 5 exons. The coding region runs from base 104 to 1243 and encodes 379 amino acids. NCBI's taxonomy places the organism in Eukaryota, Filasterea, Ministeriida, Capsasporidae. The record is from RefSeq and is a predicted model, not a curated record. Gene Ontology annotation, molecular function: nucleotide binding.